Molecule: messenger RNA, 1782 nt
Organism: Bipolaris oryzae ATCC 44560
Lineage: Eukaryota; Fungi; Ascomycota; Dothideomycetes; Pleosporales; Pleosporaceae
Exons: 4
Coding region: 1-1782 (593 amino acids)
Biological process (GO): vesicle-mediated transport; intracellular protein transport
Cellular component (GO): Golgi membrane
Source: RefSeq, a predicted model, not a curated record
AUGGAUGUUAUUCAAGCCGUCUCCGGCUAUAUCACCAAAAUGGUGUCAGCCGGGGACAGUGCGGCGACCGGCACCUCCGCGGCCAAGAUGAAGAUCCUCCUGCUCGACAACGAGACUGUCUCGAUUCUGUCAACAGCGACGACGCAGUCUGCCCUCCUCAACCAUGAGGUCUACCUCACCGACCGUUUGGACAACCAGAAGCGCGAGAAGAUGCGACAUCUUCGCUGCUUGUGCUUCGUACGGCCUUCGCCCGAGUCCAUUCAGAGCCUGAUUGAAGAGCUGCGAGAGCCCAAGUAUGGUGAAUACAACAUAUACUUUAGCAACAUUAUCAAGAAAUCCUCGCUCGAGCGCCUUGCCGAGGCAGACGACCAUGAGGUUGUGCGUGCUGUCCAGGAAUAUUUCGCAGACUUCCUCGUAAUCAACCCCGACCUCAUGUCUCUCGGCCUCGGCUUUCCCGACCACCGCAUAUGGAGCACCAGUCCAGAUGCCUGGAACCAGGAUUCAUUGCAGCGAUCGACUGAGGCUGUCAUGGCACUUCUGUUGGCGCUUAAGAAGAAGCCCUUGAUCAGGUAUCAAAAGAACAGUUUGCUUGUGAAGAAGCUAGCCACCGAGGUCCGAUACCACAUGACCCAAGAGGAUCAGUUGUUCGAUUUCCGCAAGACAGACACACCGCCCAUUCUCCUAAUAGUCGACCGGAGGGACGACCCUGUCACACCCCUGCUGACGCAGUGGACGUACCAGGCAAUGGUGCACGAACUACUCGGCAUACACAACGGAAGGGUGGACCUGCGCGACGUGCCGGACAUACGGCCUGAGCUCAAGGAAAUUGUGCUAUCGCAAGAACAAGACCCUUUUUUCAAAAAGAACAUGUACCUCAACUUUGGCGACUUGGGUCAGAAUGCCAAGGAGUAUGUCGAGCAGUUUGCAUCCAAGCAGCAAGGGUCUCAGAAGCUCGACUCGAUAGCAGAUAUGAAGCGCUUCAUCGAAGACUUUCCAGAGUUCCGCAAGCUCUCGAGUAAUGUCACAAAACACGUCACAUUGGUUGGAGAGCUGAGUAGGCGGGUUGGAGAGGAGAGUCUGCUGGACAUUAGUGAGCUCGAGCAAAGUCUAGCAUGCACGGACAACCACUCCAACGACGUCAAGUCACUACAGAAGAUAAUACAGGAUCCGAACGUGCCGGCCAACAACAAGCUGCGGCUGGUUGCCAUUUAUGCGUUGCGGUAUUCCAAGACGUCUUCCAACUCGACAGCUAUGCUGCUUGAUCUACUUGCUGUUGCUGGAGGACUGUCACGGCAGCGCAUCAACUUGAUCACAAAGCUCAUGGCCUACCACGACUCGCUGCAAGUGACGACUGGGGCAGGGGGUGUCCCUGAUUUGUUCCAGGCCGGCUCCUUCUUUGGGGGUGCACGAGACCGACUAAAGGGCUUAAAGGGCGUAGAGAAUGUCUACACGCAGCACUCGCCCCGCUUGGAAGCGACGCUGCAGGAUCUGAUCAAAGGCCGCUUGAGCCAGCAAGUGUACCCAUUUGUAGAGGGUGGGGGGUCGACCAAGGACAAGCCACAGGAUAUCAUCAUCUUCAUGGUAGGGGGAACGACGUACGAAGAGGCCAAGAUGGUAGCGCAGGUCAAUGCUAGUUCGCCAGGUGUUCGUGUAGUGCUCGGAGGCACCACAGUACACAACAGCACAUCGUUCUUGGAGGAAGUUGAGGAUGCUGUUGACUCGUGGCCUGAGCCGGCUCCGACAUCAGCUGCGGCGCGGAUCAAGCGCGAGCUGGGAAGAUGA